This is a messenger RNA of Saccharomycodes ludwigii, 3159 nucleotides long. RefSeq names its product Vam6p (gene VAM6). Gene Ontology annotation, biological process: intracellular protein transport; autophagy; vesicle-mediated transport. The transcript has a single exon. The coding region runs from base 1 to 3159 and encodes 1052 amino acids. The record is from RefSeq and is a predicted model, not a curated record. NCBI's taxonomy places the organism in Eukaryota, Fungi, Ascomycota, Saccharomycetes, Saccharomycodales, Saccharomycodaceae. Gene Ontology annotation, cellular component: fungal-type vacuole membrane; cytoplasm.
AUGUUUAGACCUCAUUUAAUAUCAUCAAUUACUUUUACCCCUGAUGAUGAUAAUAAUGAAAAAAUAUUGGGCAUAGUAUCUAUAAGCUCUAAUAGAUCAGUAGCUGUCACUUCCAUGGGUCAUAUUUUAGCUUAUGAUAACGAAAAACUAUUACAAACAUACAAAAAUAUACUGGUGAAUAAAAUCGAUAAUAUUAGUUUCAAUGUAAACGAUAUGAAGUAUAGUUUUGCUUUAUCUACCAUUUUUAUUCAAUUAGAUAAAUCAAUUGAACUUUUAUCUUCAAGUAAUUUUAAUCAUUAUGAUACCAUACUUGAUAAGGGGGGUUUUCAAACAAAAUUAUUUUUAUUCGAGCAACAACAGGUAUCACAUAACAAUAAAAACGAUAAAUAUGAUGAUAUUGACGAUAUUGUCCACAAGGGGAAAAAGUUGUUGUGUUACGCAACUAAGCAAAACGGUAAUUUUGUACUUUUAAAAUGUUUCAUAUGGAACGAGAAAAAUAAUUUUGAAAGAUUCUUGGAAAAAAAUAUAGUAAUUAAUCAUGGAGAUGAAGUUGUUAGAGAUUUCAAUUUCUACAAUAAUAAAAUUUAUGUUGCAACCACCCAUAAUGCCUAUGUUUGGGAUAUUUUGGGUCCGUAUCAAACGCCCAUAAAAAUAAAUAAUUUUUAUAAGAAAAAAUGGUUUAACAUUAUCGAUACAAUACUGAGAGAAGAACAACUCAUACAAAAAAAUGGAUAUAAAAACACAAAUCAAAUAAGUUUAGCAGAUGAUAUUGAUACAAAUAAUGAUAUAUUAUCCACAUACACUCGUUCAGUGAUUAAUGAACAAUCUUCUGUAACAAGUAUCAAAUCUAAAAGUUCAUGGUUUCAAUCAUGGUUUCCAAGCAUGAACUCAACAAAUAUUAUCUAUCCAAACAUGAGAUUCAUCGAAAAAUACAAGAAACGACAAUACUUUUACAAAUUCUACAAGUCAUCUCUGGAUGAAAAAUUGUAUUUGAUAACUUAUAAUGGGAAAGUUUAUCAGCUUUCUAACAAUGUUAAAGAAAAUCGACACAACAACGCUAAAGUCCCAAGUUUACUGGAAAUAAAUGAAUAUUCCCCCGUAUUAAUACAAGCUUUACCUCUAUGGAAUUCAUAUCCAUUAGUCGACUUGAACUUCUUUUAUUGCUACGAUUCCAAAGUCGUAACAAUUUACCAUCCUAUAUAUGGAUACACCUAUGGUCAAUUAUUUUUGGACAGCGAUGACGAUUCAAUUGAAUUGGUACACAAUAUAGAUGAGCAUAUAAUAAUUAAAACCAAAAACAACAGUAUAAAAGUAUAUUCCAUAUCCGUAGACGAUUGCAACGAUUGCGAUAUUUAUGAUGAUAGUUUAGUGUCUUAUCAAGAAAGGAUGGUGUUUUGGGAUACAGUACUGUUUGAUGAAUCGUGUAGAAGACAUGAAAAGGAACAUGAUAAUGCAAACUUUUUUCGAAAUCAACUGUUAAAAUCAAGAGACAUUUCUGUGGUUUGGGGCUUAAAAUGUCUAGAUCAUGUAAUUAACUUCAAAAACAAUUUAUUAUUGCAAAAAUAUUGUGUAUCUCAGAUAUUUGAUGUUUUCGUUAAUUUUUUAGCGCCUCCUGAUCUAAUAAUUCCCUAUAUUAAUAUGUUAUCUGGGAACUUGAACCGUGCUUAUGUGAUUCCAUAUUUUAUAGAGAUUAGAAGAUAUUUACAAAACUUACAAGACAAAAAUUGGGAUAAAUGUCUUUGGAAGAAUUUGAAAAUUGAUACGGAUUUUUUUACAAUUGAACAGUCGCAACUAAAAGAUGAUUUGUUUUUCAAUCACCGCCAAAAUAUCAGCACAAAAGGAAAUAAAGAAAGUAGCCUGGAACAACUACUAAUUUUGGUAGACACUACCUUAUUUGAAUUAUAUCUAAGAACAAGUCCCUCUUUGUUAGGUCCAUUUUUAAGAUUACACAAUAUGUGCGAUGCUGACGUUGUAGUGAAAGAAUUGACUGAAAAACAUAAAUUCCAAGAAUUGAUAAAUUUUUAUUUUACAAGGAAAGAUCAUGAAAGAGCUUUAUAUUUUAUAACUCAUCUGAACGAUUAUGUUCCCAAUGUUCCCCUCGAUGUCAUUGUAGAAUUAACAUUCAGUUAUAUAAGACAGUUGACAAACGAAAAUAUAAAUGUUAUUUUCAAGUAUUUGAAUUGGAUUUUUGAACAGGAUUGGCAGGAUAAAUCUACCAAGGAUCUGGUGGAAACAAUAUUUUUCCAGGAUACUACUCAAUUUGAUAAUUUAAAAGUUUUCGAAUACAUUGUCAGUAUGGAUACUGAGCUGGGGUAUCUAUAUUUAGAAUAUUGUAUUGAUACCUUGGCAUGUAAAAACCCAGAAAUUUAUUCCAAGCUAAUUACUUAUUAUUUAAAGAAUCUAACGCCUUUAAAUUUGAAGAAAGUACAUGCAUUGGUGGAAACAAAGCCUUAUUAUGAAUCUUUUGAACUAUUAAGUUUGUUGGACGACAAAUUAAAUACUGCUUCCAAAAAAUUAACCGAUAACGAAAAAAAAAUAUUGACGCAUUGUAAAACCUUUGCAUUAAAAAAGAUGGGUGAUCAUAAGGCGGCACUAAAAAUUCUAAUUACCGAUUUGAAUAAUUACCCAAUGGCCAAACAGUAUUGUGAAUCUGUUAUUAAAAGUGGUGAUGGAAGUGACGAUACAUCAGUCUUAACUGAUUUUGUUGACGUAUUGAAAAAGGAACCCAACCAUAAUAAAUUUUUAUUAUUCUUGCAAGAUUUUGCAGUAUACUGUACCCCCUCCUUUCUAGUAAAUUUAAUUCCAUUAGAUAUCUCAAUUAAUGCUAUUAGCAAAUAUUUGCUCGAGAAUGUAAUAUUAAAACAAAAAAUGUUGUUAAAUGAUGAAAGAUUGAAGAAAUCCAUGUACAAAGUUAGUUUAAUUGAUAAAGAUUACAAAUUAUUGGAGAAAAAGGCUGAAUACUUUAUAAUUCCUGAGCACUCAAAAUGUGUUGUUUGUAAGAAACCGGUAUCUAUAAGCAGGGUUCCAGAUGGCAUUUUCCAAGGUUUUACUCUAAAUGGCAAAAAUGUUGUUGUCCAUUUCAAUUGCGGUAAUUUGCUAGCCAAAAAAUUAAAAAAUAAUAAACAGGUUAAAAAAUUAUCAACUCUAGGCAAUAAAUGA